UCGUCUUCUUUGCAACUAGCUAGUUGACUCAUUUGAGGAAAUGGCUGAGUCGGAGCAGAAAGGAGGGAAGAGGGCAGCGGCAGCGGCUGCAGUGGUCAAAGUUCACAAGGCAGCCAUGGCUAUCAUCGAGACAGACAAGGAGAGGGUGCCAAAGAAGCCGCCCACCGUGCCAAGGCAGACCUACACCGGUAGAGGAGGGUAUGCAUGUGGCGUGUGCCAGCAGUCCUUCUACUCCCUCGUCCAUUUGGCCAAGCACAUGCAGUUUCACGACCGCGACCGGCCGUUCCCGUGCGUCACGUGCGGGAAGCGUUUCCUCAGCCGCAGUCACCACGCGGAGCAUCAGCGCGUCCACACGGGCGAGAGGCCUUUCCCCUGCGAUCGCUGUGAACGCUCUUUCACCACCCACCACAACCUGAAACGUCACCAGAUGAUCCACGACAAGGAGGAGAUGUUCCGCUGCCCUGUGUGCGGCGUUCUGUUCUGCCAGGAUCACAAUCUUAGCAAAAUCAUGGGUGCCAUUAAACUGCCAGACCCUUCUCUCUCACCACAACCAAAGGAAGAACCCACACAAGAGCCAAUUCAAGAGCCAGUGCAAGAGCCAAUAGAAGAGCCACUGCUGAAGCUCAAGGUCAAAUCUAAAUCCAAACACAAAGCUAAGAAGAAGAAGAAGAAGAAACACAAGCGACUCCAUUUAGAGGAAGGUUAUCUUUCCAUCGCCAAAAAGAAGAGAAAAACCAAGCACGGUAGCGAAUCUCAGGUCCUUGGGAGCACACCAGCACAGGAAAUGACAGUAAAGAAAGAAAAAUCGCCCGUUAUCCAGAAGAUUGCCUAUGACAUUGAGGUUGUCCUUUAG
This is a messenger RNA of Chanos chanos (milkfish), 853 nucleotides long. RefSeq names its product zinc finger protein 467-like. Bases 41 to 853 code for a protein of 270 amino acids. Lineage: Eukaryota; Metazoa; Chordata; Actinopteri; Gonorynchiformes; Chanidae. The record is from RefSeq and is a predicted model, not a curated record. Gene Ontology annotation, molecular function: DNA-binding transcription factor activity, RNA polymerase II-specific; RNA polymerase II cis-regulatory region sequence-specific DNA binding. Gene Ontology annotation, biological process: regulation of transcription by RNA polymerase II. The transcript has 2 exons.